CUGCCUUCCAUUCAUCCGCCAUUGCAGUGUUCAGCUUACGUUUCUCUUCAGAUUAACCCAAAAGUAUUGAGGAACAAGUAGAGAGAGAGAGAGAGAGAGAGAGAGUGAAGAGAAUCAUGAUGAUGAUGAGGUUGAGGGUGAUGGUGAUGAUGAUAAAGAAGACUGUAAAAGAGUGUACAAAAAGUGUAUAAGUACAGAUGAGACACAAAAUUAAGUAAUCCAUUUGGUAUAAACAAAAAACAGAAAAUAUUCUUCUUCUUCUUCAUGUUGGACAAGUUUUUCCUUCUUUCUGGACAUUUACUUUUUUCACCAAUUUUAUGAAUAAAUUUACCAAUUGUGCUCAUCAUUUGUUCAUCUUUAUCAACUGGAAAUGAAAAGUGAACUCGAGAGAACUAAAAUUCCAUGAUAUUUAAACCAUUCUUUUGUGCUUUAAUCGUCCAACAGUAUUGAUCACCUUUUCCUAUUCCAACUCAUCCCCAUCAUCAAGAGUUGGAUGAUCAAUGGUGAACAAUGAUGAUCAAUCCAACAAUUUCAUCACCAUCAAGGCAACCAUUAACUAAAGCUUCAAACGUUUUAAUCAAUUUUUGACCAGAAAAAGGAGAAAAUCUGUAAAUCUUUUUCUUUAAACGAAAAGAAAAUUCUUUUUUUCAGUGAAUUUCAGUAGUUUCAAUAGUUCGUAAAAAGACAUUGAAUGUGCUUAAGUGAAAAGUGUUCAACAUGGAAAAGUAGAGAAGAUAGAAAUUUUCUUCAUUCCAUGAAUAAUAACAUCCUCAAGUGACCAUUUGAUUAUCGCAGGAUAACAAUGAAAGUGUUAAUAAUAAUGAUGAUAAUUUAAUAUGAAAAUAUUAUGAUAUCAACAUUGGCAAUAAGUUCUGUUAAAUUGAGGUUUCCAUUGAUUCCAUUAAAUAAUUUACCAAUCCAUUGUCAAUCCUUAUUGCUCAAAUGUGUUUAUUGGUUUGCUCAACAAAUUAAUCAACAGAAAAAUAAUUUACAUCAUCAACUGGAGAAUCAGCAAUUUCUUGUGAAAAGUCGUUUCCAUGAGAAACUUUCAUCAGCAAAACUAAUCGCAACUUGGUUAACUCGUUAUCAUCAGGUUAAUCAAAUUUUCCCAUUAAAUUAUUGCAAUAAAAGUGUUUCUCUCUGCUCUUUACCUUGCCAUUGUUUGAACCGUCAGAUAAACAGGAGAAAAGGUUCAAAUGAAAGAUCGUUAUUUAGUCGACGUCGAAAUCGUAAAAGAGAUAAAUUGUUGAAACAAGUUUCAUGUAAUAUAAUAAAGAAUCUAGUAAAUUAUUAUUAUCACCAUUAUCAUCUGGAUCAUCAUUAUUACCAUUAUUAUGAGAUUAUCUUGGUUUGUGUAAAGUGUUACUCAGGUUGCCAUAUAAACUGGAAGGUCAAAGAUGCCAAUGAAUCAGUUUAAUGUGAUUAAAGAUUGUUACCUUAUCAGACUUGACUUGUUGGAAUCGCCAUUUACUUCAGUUAAUAAUCAUCUUUACACACUCUUCGUAUUCAGUAUUCAACUCACUGCCCUUUAUCAUCUUCUUCGUGUUCCACACAAACCUAGACUCUGGAAAUUCUGUGAUCCUCUUGGAUUGGUAUGCAUCUUGUUAAACUUGUAGUUCUUGGAGCAACUGGAACUGGUAAAAGUUCAAUAAUCCAACAGUUUCUAGAGUCAACCUUUACCGAGGUUCGCAGUGCGACAACCCUUAAUCCAGCUGAUAAUAGUUAUACAUUUACCAUUAUCAUGAACGGUUCAGUUUAUCAGAUUAAAAUCAUUGACAUGCCAAUGAUUAAUUAUUUUCCGACCAAUUCUUUCUUCGAGUGGACAGAUUACCGUGGCUGUGCUCUAAGAAGUGCUCAUGGAUAUCUUCUCAUAUUUGACCUAACUUCUCCAGGAUCUUUCCAAUACGUCAAAGUAAUUCGUGAUCAAUUAUCUGAAAGCCGGAAUAUGCAAAAUAUACCGGUUUACGUGGUCGGUAACAAGGCUGACCUUUGUUCAAGUGUCCUAAAUAACAUGAGAAGCAGUCACAGUCACCACUUGAGUCACUCUCGUUACUCUUUCUACUCAAUCUCACAUCUAAGGUUUUCUGGGUUAACUUCUCGCAAUCCUUCUUGGCUGUCUCAACGAUCUCAUCGGAACCAUCACAGUGCUCAUCCAACAACGACACAAGUUUCAACAUCAACUGUAUCUGCUUCCCGAACUCAACACCAAUCAUCAUCAUCUCACAACCAUCGACAUCACCAUCACCACCAUCAUCAUCAUCAUCACCAUCACUGGGACGAUUUAACUCCAGCAUUUAAAGAAUUAGCCAAUUUAGUUAAGAAACAAUGGAAGUUUAAUUACCUCGAGUGUUCAGCUAAAUACAAUUGGCGAAUUGUUCCAAUCUUUCGAGACAUUUUACGGCUAAUUGAGAUUAACCAAUCAAAAUGUUUGGAUCACUCGAUCAACAGUCCAAGCAACAAUUCCAACAACAUUAGCAACAAUAGUUUAGGUGAAGUUGAAUAUCAUCGAGAUUCAAUCAAAUAUUCACUCACCUCAGGAGUAUUAAACACUAAUCAGUUAUCAUCAACUAAUCCAGUGAUGGCAAUUAACAUGACAGCCUUUGACAGAACAGCAAAUAACAUAACAAAUGAAUCAACUUCUAGCCAUUGUAUUAUCUGUUAAUUGGUCCAAAAAACGCAUUUAACUCGAGUCAGAUUCGUUGGAUGUUCGAUCGAAGGUGUAAUUUUCUCAACUUGGAUUAACUUUCUACUCGCAAAGCAUUGACCUCAACGUGUAUAAUAUUGUGUCCAAACACAAAAGCCUCAAAUGUUGAAUAACUUCUUAGGUCAUGAUGAACGCUGGAAUCGAUGGAAAUCAACGAAUCAGUGAUUUGCGAAUCAAGGAGAACACCUGAUGAACAAAUGAAUCGACCAAACAUUUUCUUUAAAUUAGAAUUUUCUACUUGAAAUUAUAUCAAUUUUAAAAAGCCUUACACUUGGCAAGUGAGGAAAACAGAAGAAACAGAAAAUUGAGAGAACUCAGAAUAUUCAGAAUAAUUAUGAUUAUCGAAUGAUUACAGUAAUUCUUUUCGAUUAAACACAUUUUCGUUCAACUUUCCGCUCUAUUAUCAUCAUUACUGAGCCUUUCGAAGCUUCAAACACACAUUUGGAAUCACAGUUUAAUCCAAGCUUUGCGGCUCUAAAAAGUAUUAUAUUUUAAGCUUCAUCUUAAUCAGAAAUGGAAAACAGUUUAACCCUUAGAAUUGGAUAAAUAAGCAUCAAUAACCAAAUAACCGUUAAAAUAAAUAGAUUAAUGAUUGAAUUCCUGUUAUUAUUCAACCGAUAAAUUCCCGAAUCUGGAUUCCAAUCUUUGCCUGAAUCAAGAUCAACUUUUAUCAACAAUAAUUUUUCAGUUUUCAGUUUAACUUUGUUUUUCAUGGAAUGAAAUGAAGAAAAAAAUCAUUAAAAAUCUAAUCAUUGUUAUCUUCUCAAA
Molecule: messenger RNA, 3472 nt
Organism: Tetranychus urticae (two-spotted spider mite)
Lineage: Eukaryota; Metazoa; Arthropoda; Arachnida; Trombidiformes; Tetranychidae
Molecular function (GO): GTPase activity; GTP binding
Source: RefSeq, a predicted model, not a curated record